Sphaeramia orbicularis (orbiculate cardinalfish) is the source of this 2251-nucleotide messenger RNA. It is a transcript of the gene sh3bp2, whose product is annotated as SH3-domain binding protein 2. NCBI's taxonomy places the organism in Eukaryota, Metazoa, Chordata, Actinopteri, Kurtiformes, Apogonidae. Gene Ontology annotation, molecular function: SH3 domain binding. Gene Ontology annotation, biological process: signal transduction. The record is from RefSeq and is a predicted model, not a curated record.
CCCGUCGCUCCACCGGGUUCUAAAGUAUGGUGGUACAUGGUCCUGUUUGGCCGUCAUGUCUGCUGACAUGUCUGCACCGUCCGUGAAGAAGAAGAAACCCACCAGCCGGAGCAUCAAACCCAGCGUCAGGAUGUGUGUUCUGGACCAGAGGGACGUCAUGACCAUGGCGUGUCCAGAGCUGUGCUGGCCCGUGCCCAUGCGAGCCAUCGGGGCCCAGAACCUGCUGACCAUGCCUGGGGGCGUGUCUACGGCCGGGUACCUGCACAAGAAGGGAGGGAGUCAGUUCAGCCUACUCCGAUGGCCGCUCCGCUACAUCAUCAUCCAUAAAGGCUGUGUGUACUACUUUAAGAGCAGUACCUCACCCACACCACAGGGGGCCUUCUCUCUCAACGGCUACAACAGAGUGAUGAGAGCGGCAGAGGAGACCACGUCCAGUAACGUCUUUCCUUUUAAGAUCGUCCACUUCAGUAAAAAACAUCGGACGUGGUUUUUCUCUGCAGCCAGUGAAGACGAACGAAGGAAAUGGAUGAGAUACCUGCGGAGGGAGAUCGACCACUACAACGACAGGAAAGAGGCUCAGAUUCCAAGCGACUCGGACUCAGAUGCAGACAGUUUCUACGGCACCAUUGAGAGGCCCAUGGACAUCAGACCCACCGUGGACAACACCGAGGCCGACUACGGCGAGGACGACGAUGAGGAGGAUGAGGAGGACUAUCUGAAACCAGACAGCGACUGUUCACCCACACACUCAGGUCGACCCGUGGGGCCGCCUCCCUCUUACCCCCCCCCUCCGGUCCCGGCAGCGGUCCAGUUCCGUCAGGACUCCACGGCAGGUUUCCGCAAAGAUCCGCCCCCCCCAGUUCCACCGCUCAGCAGGAUCCCAACCAGCCCCCUCCCUAAAAAACCCCCACCCAUCCCGCCUCCCUCCACCAAAGGCCCGCCUCCUCCCCUUCCAUCCGCCCCUCACCUGCCGAAGCCCUCCCCCUCCAGCCUCCCCCUUCUGCCUCCCCAGGCUGCAAAGAGGACUCCCCAGACCUGGGCCGUUUCAGUGGGCGGGGACGGCAGGGACCGCCCCCCUGCGAUGUCGGUCCAGUACCCCAACACUCUGCCCAUCUGUGAAGAACUGGACAGCAGGUUGAGUCUGAACGGCCCCGCCCACUGCUCGCUUAACGUUGGGGGGAGCCAGUCGCUAGGCAACCAGCACCGCAGCAAACCCAGCCCCUUCCCGCCCCCCGGCCACGCCCCCCUGUCUCCGCACCUUACACCCGGACUGCACGUUAAACCAGCGAUCCCCAAACCGCCUCCUCCGUCCUGCAAACCCCCUCUGCCCGCCGCCAAGGCCAAGCCCACGCCCACAGGAAGUCAACUGCAAAGAGCGUCUCCGGACGGACAGAGUUUCCGUUCAUCUGGAGAUGAGGUUCCGCCGGAGUUCAGGAGGAAAUGGGACUCUGCCAAACACGACGACGAGUCCGACGACGACGACUACGAGAACGUGCAGCUUCCAGACUCAGUGUUCAUCGACACCACUGAAACCAGUUUUGUAGAAAAGUUGUUCAGAGAAAGUGGAGUUUCUCCAGAGGACGGACUGUACGGCAUCAGGAACUCAGGAACCAAAACCUCCAAGGUGUUGGUGGUGUGGGACGUCAGUAUAAGUAAAGCCAGAAACUACCGACUGUUCGAGGAGAACGACUGCAUCUUCCUGGACUCAGAGGUGACCUUCCCAGACCUGGCCUCUCUGAUCGAACACUACCACGGCCGUCCGCUGCCUCACCACGGCUCGCUGUGUCUGCAGAAGCCGUACAUGAAGACGCUACGGUGACCAUCACCAUGGAGACCGUCGCCACGGACACUGUCACCUCCUGCUUCUUCACUGGAAAAAUGAAACAGAUAAACUGAACGUCAGAGGAGGAGUUCUGAAUGAGUCUGAUAUGGACCAGUUUAAGCCUCAGAACCCUGAAGACCGAUCUGGACGGCACCGAUUUACUUUCUUGGACUGAAUUUGCUUAAAAACAACAACAACAAAAAAAUGCAAAUAAACAAAUCAACAUGGAUCCACUGAGGUCUGAAGUGAACUGUACUGGAUCCACAACAGACUGGGCUUAAAGGGCUCAGAUUUAUGUAAACCCAGUUAUGACCUCUGCCAAGGAGGACAUGUGUUCACCAGGGUCUGUCUGUCUGUCUGUCUGUCUGUCUGUAUGUGUCCGUCUGUCUGUGUCUGUAUGUGUCUGUCUGUCUGUAUGUGUCUGUCUGU